AAUAAAAAAUAGCAAUUAAAAAAGUAAAUUUAUAAAAAAAUAAAUGAAUAAAAAUUCGUGUCUCAUGCCGCCACAUGGCAAAAUGUUGAGGUUUCGAACCUAAAUCUAUUUAUUUAGGGUUAAAAAAAACCCCAGUCACUUAUAUAUUGUAAUAAUAUUUAAUAUUAAAAGCAAUAUCUAGUUAUAUACAUAUACUCAUAUAUAUUUAUCUGUAAAUAUUUACCUUGCUUUCUCAUCUCACGAUGAAGUUUUCAUUUCAGUUCUCAAAUCUUUUGGGGUCUGUAUAUCGUCGUGGUAACCUUGCUUUUACUCCUGAUGGUGGCUGUGUGAUUAGUCCUGUUGGGAACCGGAUCACUGUCUUUGAUUUAAAAAAUAAUAAAUCAGAGACCUUGCCUAUUGAAAGCAGUCGGAAUAUUACUCAUAUUGCAACAUCCCCAGAUGGCUACACACUUAUUUUGGUCAAUGAAGAGGGAGAGGCGCUGCUGUGCAGUCUCAUUAGUCGCAGUGUGCUGCACCGAUUCCACUUCCACGGUCCAGUGCACUCUGUCAAAUUCAGUCCUGAUGGCAAGAAGUUUGCUGUUGCUAAAGGGGACAAAGUCCUUUUGUAUAGUGCUCCUUGUAAACAAAUGAAUUUCAACCCCUUCAGACUACUACGAACCCUUUAUGGGGCUUAUGACGACAAUGUUUGUAUCGAUUGGAGUUCAGAUUCACGUGUUCUAUGUGUUGGUUCCAAAGAUAUGUCAACCCGUGUCUAUGGUGCCAUCCGCUUCAAGAAUCUCAUCAUUUACACUGUUGGAGGUCAUUCAGACAGCAUAGUCGGUGCCUUCUUUGAAAAAGAUUCUAUGAAUCUUUACACAAUAGCAGCAAAUGGAAUUGUGAAUUACUGGGAAUGUAAUACUGGGUUGGAUGGACUGGAAUCUUACAGAAAAGAAAAUCAAAAAGAUGCUGAAGAUGUGGAUGAAGAACAGUCUACAGAGACCCAGAAACGUCGCCGCCAAGAAGAGGAAGAUGACCGUGUGAAGAACAAGAUCAUUUACAAGAAAGGUCAUAGAUGUAAUUUGAAGCUGUCAAGAGACAAAGGAACUUCACAGAUGGCAGCCAAACUGACCAGUGUUGCUUUCCAUAAGCUAACUAAUUUGCUGGUGACUGGCUUUGAAGAUGGCUGUUUCUUCAUCCACGAGAUGCCCGUUGCCAAUCUCAUCCAUUCCUUAAGUAUUUCCGACCAGUUAGUUGGUGCCGUGGAAUUCAACAAGACCGGAGAUUGGAUUGCUAUGGGCUGUUGUGGUCUCGGUCAGUUACUGGUAUGGGAAUGGCAGAGUGAGACCUACAUUUUAAAACAGCAGGGUCAUUUCAACAAUAUGACCUGUCUGCAAUAUUCUCCUGAUGGUCAGUUUAUUGCGACCGGUGGUGAUGAUGCGAAGGUGAAAGUUUGGAAUGUGAUGAGUGGCUCCUGUUUUGUAACAUUCUCUGAACACACGGCAGGUAUCACUGGGGUGACCUUCAACCAGCAAGGACAGGUGGUGCUUUCUUCCUCAUUGGAUGGAACGGUGCGAGCAUUUGAUCUGAACCGUUAUCGAAAUUUCCGGACAUUUACCUCUCCACAAGCUGCCCAGUUUUCCUGUUUAACAGUUGACCCCAGUGGAGAAAUUGUGUGUGCUGGAACUGUGGACUCAUUUGAGAUUUAUGUCUGGUCCAUGAAAACUGGACGUCUGCUCGAUGUAUUGUCUGGACACGAAGCCCCUAUCUCUGACCUUAGCUUCAGCCCAUCUCGAGCAUUGCUGGCCAGUGGUUCCUGGGAUAAAACUGUCAAGUUAUGGGACAUUUUUGAAAACAAAGGAGCAAGGGAAACUCUGACUUUAAAUGCCGAUGUUUUGGCUCUUGCAUUUCGUCCUGAUGGGGGUCAGUUGGCCGUUGCAACUCUCAACGCUUCUAUAACAUUUUGGGACUCACAGUCUGCUGUCCAGACUGGCUCAAUUGAAGGACGACAUGACUUGGGUUAUUUCCGCAAACUGGAAGACAAAAUAACUGCCAAAAAAUCAGCAGCUGGACAGGCAUUUAACACCAUUUGUUAUUCAGCCGAUGGGAAAGCUAUACUUGCUGCCGGCCGUUCCAAAAAUGUCUGCAUUUAUUCAGUAGAAGACCAAAUUCUUAUGAAAAAGUUUGAAAUUUCUUGCAACAAAUCCUUUGACGGAAUGGAGGAGUUUUUAGACAAAAGACAAAUGACAGAAUGGGGUAACAUUGAACUCAUUGAUGAUGAAGAAGAGGAUGGCACACGUAAAAGUAUCAGUUUACCUGGUGUUCUCCGAGGAGACAUGUCAUCCAGACAUUGGAAGGCAGAAGUUAGAGUUUGCUGUAUUCGCUUCUCUCCCACAGGUCGUGCAUGGGCAGCAACUUCAACCGAGGGUCUUCUUGUCUAUUCACUCGAUCACAGCCUUACAUUCGAUCCAUUCGAACUUGAAGUAGACAUCACUCCUGACAAGAUACGGCACACCUUAAAAGAAAAAGAUUAUUCAGCUGCCCUCAUGCUCAGUUUCCGCCUCAAUGAACAUCCCAUCAUUCAGGAAGUAUUGGAACAAAUCCCACUCAAUGAUGUUUUGAUUAUUUGCCAGAAUCUCCACUCCACUUACGUCGAUAAACUUCUGUUCUUCAUCAGUGGUCAGAUUGAACAGUCAGCUCACAUACAAUAUUAUCUCACCUGGCUAGAACAUCUUCUUGUUUCCCAUGGGCCGGCCUUAAAACAACGGUCUGCUUCAAUUAUGGCCACACUGCGGUCAAUACAGAAAGCUACCAAGAUCAAGUAUGAUGACAUUGGUAAAAUUUGUGAACACAAUGAAUUCACCAUGCAGUACCUGCUAAAACAAAGCCACUUGAAGCGGAAAAGGGCUGAAGAGAACUCUAAAUCUAAGGGUUCGUCUGACAAUGAUGAGAAUGAUGAAGGCAUGGAAAGUGAAUCAGAAGAUGACAGUGGUGUGACAGACUCUUCAAAUAUAUUUGUAAGCAAAUGGUCAGAUGAUGACAGUGACAGCUAACAGAGGGCCUCGAUAUUUUUGUAAUAAAGUUAAAAUGCUAUCUUACUGAA
Molecule: messenger RNA, 3079 nt
Organism: Octopus sinensis (East Asian common octopus)
Lineage: Eukaryota; Metazoa; Mollusca; Cephalopoda; Octopoda; Octopodidae
Product: periodic tryptophan protein 2 homolog
Exons: 18
Coding region: 243-3029 (928 amino acids)
Biological process (GO): maturation of SSU-rRNA from tricistronic rRNA transcript (SSU-rRNA, 5.8S rRNA, LSU-rRNA); ribosomal small subunit assembly
Cellular component (GO): Pwp2p-containing subcomplex of 90S preribosome; small-subunit processome
Molecular function (GO): protein binding
Source: RefSeq, a predicted model, not a curated record